AAUGUUCCAAAUCAUAUAAUCGUAUGAACAAUAGGCAAGUCAUCUCUGGUCCAAGAAUCUUGAUAUGUUGAAACAAAUUAAGAUCCCCAUCCUUAAAGAAAAUGAAGAUCUCAAGUAGGCAUUAGAAACUUUAAAACAAAAUGAUAUUCAAAAUAGUGUGUAUGGCCAAUUAAAGGAGUAUGACUAAGUUCAAAAGCCAAAGCCUAAGCUCAUUGAUUUAAAACACAUUAAUAGGGAUUCCAAUUUUUAAGAAGAAUUCCUAUCAAAAGUAAAUGAAUUUAGUCUAUCCUGGCGACAAGAAGUGCAAUAGCUAAAAUAAUUAUGA
Messenger RNA from Paramecium octaurelia, 325 nucleotides. NCBI's taxonomy places the organism in Eukaryota, Ciliophora, Oligohymenophorea, Peniculida, Parameciidae. The record is from the annotation of a GenBank genome assembly.